AUGCGGGCUCAAAAACAGCAACAGAAACAGAUUUCCAAUUCCCUGUCUAAACGGCGGGGCAAAGGGCCGAAGACGGCGGGAGAAAAAUGCUGUCUGUUCUUGAUCAUGAUCACUCCUAUCAUCCUUGUGCUUUCCUUCAUCUAUGUGGCCGGGAUUUACAAAGAAAUGACGCUAGAUAGCAGCGAACCAGUGACUGCGGGACAGUUGGGACAUGUCAUAGCUGAUAAACUAGAACAUAGGCUAGAACAGCAAAAGAAACGGCUGGGAGGACCAACAGGAGGAGAAGAAAAGCAACUGCACAUCAAUGAGGUCAAGAGAGGAGACGAUGACGAAGAGGCCAAUAGCAAUGUCAAGGAGUUCAGUGACAUGCAAACCGCUAGGACUAGCGAGGAUCAAAAGGAUGAAACCAAUGAAGAAGAAGACAACAACAAAAAGGAAGUUUUGGUACUGGCCACCUCUAUCGGGGACAUUCGCAUUACUCUUCGUUCUGACUUGUCAAAGGGAUCCGUCGAUUAUCUCAUUAAGCUGGCUGAAGAGGGGUGCGAAAGAUGCAAAUUGUACCGUGCCGAGCCUCGUGGAAUCUUACAAGGGAUUAUGGCCAACAAGGCCAUUAAAACCAACACGGAAAAGGGCUCCUGUCCUCCUGAUGUUCAAGAUGUUGCCGUCGGAGAUUGUCCCUCUUGGGACAAAAACUGUGGCUGCCAUGGACCCAUUAUGACCCGGGGUAGUGUUGGAUGGGCAGCUGGACAGGCUGGGGGACCUGACUUUUUCAUUGACAACUACAAGCAACCAGCCAAAUUUUGGGGAACUCAACAUACCAACUUUGGUAAAAUUGAAGACGACGCCAGCUUUGCUGUAAUCGAACAUAUCUUCGAUCUUCCUACGAAGAAGCAGGGUCUAACAUUUUUGGUAGACGAGAUUCAUUUCCAGUUGCGAUUGGAGUAA
Cylindrotheca closterium is the source of this 945-nucleotide messenger RNA. Lineage: Eukaryota; Bacillariophyta; Bacillariophyceae; Bacillariales; Bacillariaceae. The record is from the annotation of a GenBank genome assembly.